UGUUGAGAGCAGGUGGAAGCCGCACAGUGUCGCUACUGCAGCUCUCUGCCUGCCUCUCACGAAACACCAACCCAUUGGGGAGAGAGCUGAGAGCGCAGAUCCGAGGCAAGGCAACUCCAGCGCAGCAGUCAAGGAAUAUUCAGCGAAUAUCAUAACUUAUUUUUUUUUUUGAAAGCACAGCGUUUAUCAGCCUCGCGGCUGCGGAUAGAAGACACGGAACGGGUGGGAUCAUAAGUUGUCACCUCGUCUGAAUAAGUUAGGCUAAUGAAAUGGCAUUAGGUUUUUCUGUGGUCGCCAGAGUGAACGCUUGACUAUCAGGAGAAUCGAAACGCCGCUCAGCUCGUGAGGGAGUGCAGGGAUCAUAUUUCCCGACUCUCUGUGAUCGCAUUACUUGCUCGAAGCCGAGGCCCUGGAAUGGACUUAUCCAAUAGCUAAUGCCAAGACUGGAUCUAUUUUAAUAACAUUGUUUUUAAAGACACUGCGUUUUUUUUCAAGUUCGCUUCUUCUAACGUUUUUACAAUUGAAGGGUUGUCCCAAAACUCCGCGGCAAUGGGGGAGCAGCCAAUCUUCACCACCAGGGCCCAUGUGUUCCAGAUUGACCCGACCACCAAGAAGAACUGGGUCCCAGCCAGUAAACAGGCAGUCACCGUGUCCUACUUCUACGACUCCACACGCAACAGCUACCGCAUCAUCAGUGUAGAUGGAUCCAAGGUAGGGGUGAUCAUCAACAGCACCAUCACCCCCAACAUGACCUUCACCAAGACCUCCCAGAAGUUUGGCCAAUGGGCUGACAGCAGAGCCAACACCGUGUUCGGACUGGGGUUCGCCUCCGAGCAGCAGCUGGCCAAGUUUGCUGAGAAGUUCCAGGAAGUGAAGGAAGCAGCGAAGCUAGCCAGGGACAAGUCACAGGAGAAGAUGGAGACAUCGAGUAACAAUUCCCAGGAGUCGGGUCGUGAGACCCCCUCGUCCAACCAGGCCUCCAGUUUCAAUGGGACGGAUGAUGAGAAGAUCUCCCACGGAGGACCGGAGACCGCAGCGCUGAUGAGCGAGAAUGACAAACUCACGACCACUGUGGAACAGAGUAACACCAAUGCUAAGAAGUUGGAGACAGAACUCCAGACUCUGCGGGACAGUAAUGCUCGGCUGGUAGACUCGCUAACAGAGUCCUCCGCUAACGUAGAGAUCUGGAAGAAACAACUCAACACCUGCAAGGAGGAGAGCGACACACUGAGGGAGAAGAUAGCAGAGUUGGAGUCUCAGUGUGAAAAGGCCAAUGUGGAGAAGGAGAGGAACUCUAAGCUGACUGUACGAGUUCAGGAGCUGGAGACGGAGCUGCAGGACAAGGAACAGGAACUGGAGAACCUGAGGAAGCAAGCAGAGAUCAUCCCUCAACUGAUGGCAGAGUGUGAGAGCAUCACAGAGAAACUACAGGCUGCUGAGGUGAAGAACAAGGACCUGGAGGAUAGGAUAGAGGGUCUUCAGGCCGACAUCGAGGACAGCCAGUCCAAGCAGGGCAACAUGAAGGGAGAGCUGAAGAAGUUCAUGGACGUCCUGGAUGGGAAGAUUGAUGAGCUGCACGAGUUCAGGCAGGGCCUGUCUAAACUAGGGGUGGAUAACUGAGGGAGGAAGAGACAGAGGAGAGGAGAGAGGGAUGGAGGGAUGACCGGUUAGAGAUGGAGGGUUUAUAAAUACCUUCAGGACAGGACUCUGUGGUGCCACUCCCCCAAAGUGGAGACCACACUGAACCAAUCAGCUGUAAACACACUACACACUACACAGUACAAUGAGGGAGGGAUGGGGGGUAGAGAGAGGCCAGGGCAGGCAGGGGAUCACCUGAUGGUUCCAUCUGGUGUAUCAGUCAGUCAGUGUUCUGGAACUAGAACCUAGAGUCUUCUCUCUGGUUACUGCUCUGUCUCUGUGGGGGGAGACAGGUUCCAGUUCUAGAACAGAUGACAGGUUCUAUACUUCUGUCUGUUGUUUCUACAGGCGGAACUAAGAGGGAAGAAAGGGUUUAAAAAGGGCUACAUGUAAACUACAACAACUAAUGCAGUACAGCAACAGUUAAGUAAUAAUCCCACUGGCCUCUUUAUGACAUGAGGGAAAUAUAGAAGAUAUAUACUUUUUAAGACUUGUCUUUAUAUUGUUGCUUCAUGUCGAUCUCAGGUGUGUUUAAAGACAGUUUGUUACUUGUUAGUUAAUAUGCGCACACACGACAAAUACAUGACACGGCGGUGUCAUCAAGUGCCUCAGGAGAACCGGCCAAACUAGACGGAUGAUGACCAUGCAUCACCAUAGUGACACACUAAUUAAAUGUUGCUAUGAAAAUUAAAAAUGUUUAAACAUUAUUUAAGGAAUCCUAGUAGUGUGCCAACCACGACAGGACAACAGCAACCACGACAAGACAACAGCAACCACGACAGGACAACAGCAACCACGACAGGACAACAACGACCAGGACAGGACAACAACAACCACAACGACCACGACAGG
Messenger RNA from Salvelinus namaycush (lake trout), 2490 nucleotides. RefSeq names its product homer protein homolog 2-like. The record is from RefSeq and is a predicted model, not a curated record. Lineage: Eukaryota; Metazoa; Chordata; Actinopteri; Salmoniformes; Salmonidae. Gene Ontology annotation, cellular component: plasma membrane; dendrite; cytoplasm. Bases 550 to 1620 code for a protein of 356 amino acids. Gene Ontology annotation, molecular function: G protein-coupled glutamate receptor binding. Gene Ontology annotation, biological process: regulation of store-operated calcium entry; G protein-coupled glutamate receptor signaling pathway. The transcript has 9 exons.